Messenger RNA from Exophiala mesophila, 1899 nucleotides. RefSeq lists its product as hypothetical. The coding region runs from base 240 to 1808 and encodes 522 amino acids. Gene Ontology annotation, cellular component: plasma membrane; cytosol; nucleus. NCBI's taxonomy places the organism in Eukaryota, Fungi, Ascomycota, Eurotiomycetes, Chaetothyriales, Herpotrichiellaceae. Gene Ontology annotation, biological process: cell motility; regulation of phosphatidylinositol 3-kinase/protein kinase B signal transduction; phosphatidylinositol dephosphorylation. The transcript has 2 exons. Gene Ontology annotation, molecular function: phosphatidylinositol-3,4,5-trisphosphate 3-phosphatase activity; protein tyrosine/serine/threonine phosphatase activity; protein tyrosine phosphatase activity. The record is from RefSeq and is a predicted model, not a curated record.
AUCAUUUUCAAGGCAGAAAUCUUCGCUUGAACAACCCUGCAGUACGUGGGUGAACGAGGAUACCGCCUAAGAUUCUGUAGUAUGCCUCAAUAACAACAGGUAUCAACACUUGCCCACCAUGGCUUCGGUCCUGCGCCAAAUUGUCGCGGGCCCGCGAGCAAGACACCCAGAGGCCCGCCUAGAUCUAUGCUAUUUGACGGACUUUAGUAUGAAAACUGCAAUGCUCCCCAUUAACUUGCAUGCUGCUAAUUCCUUCAGUCGUCGUAACCUCCGGCCCGAGUUCAGUGUGGCCCAAGAAAGCCUACCGGAACCCUCUCGAUCAAGUUGUGGCCUUCCUCGACAAGAAACAUGGAGAAGAGUGGGCAAUAUUUGAAUUUCGAGCUGAAGGCACUGGCUAUCCGGAUUCGGAGGUCUACAACAGAGUCCACCAUUUUCCAUGGCCUGACCACCACCCUCCCCCAUUUGCUAUAAUCCCCAACCUGAUGGCUGCGAUGCGGAAUUGGAUUCAGCGAUUAGACGAAGAGCCGAGCACAACGGGAGAAAAGAAGCCACCAAGGGUGGCAGUGGUUCAUUGUAAAGCGGGCAAAGGUCGAAGUGGUACGGUUGCAUGCUCAUAUUUGAUCAGUGAAGAAGGCUGGAAGAAAGAAGAUGCACUUGCUCGCUUCACUGAACGACGGAUGCGACCGGGCUUUGGUAACGGGGUUAGUAUCCCUAGCCAGUUGAGAUGGGUCAAUUACGUCGACUCCUGGACCAAUCGCCUGGGGAAAAGAUACGUUGAGAGACCGGUGGAAGUUGUAGAAAUCCAUGUUUGGGGACUAAGGGAUGGAGUUAAGGUCUCAGUGGAAGGUUAUGUCGAUAGUGGUCGUCAUAUCCGACAUUUCCACACCUUCAAGAGAGAGGAAAAGAUCGUGGUCGAUGGUCCUGGCAGGGAACCUGCUAGACCGCAACCUGACAAGACACAAGCCAACAGUGAUUCAGAAAUCUUGGUCAGCGCUUCAGAAGGUACCGCUCAGUCGUCAGACAGCAGCCUGUCUGGUAAAGCCAUCGGAUCUGCCCAGUCUGUGAUCCUAAAACCGUCAACGCCAUUGAUCCUACCCACCAGCGAUAUCAACGUUGACUUUGAACGUCGCAACAAGGCAGCCUACACGGGGUGGACGAUGGUCACCUCUCUAGCUCACGUUUGGUUCAACACCUUUUUUGAAGGUGGACAUGAAGGUCACGAUUCUGGAAUUUUCGAGAUUGAAUGGGACGCAAUGGAUGGUGUCAAAGGCAGUGCAAGGAAAGGCAUUCGAGCAUUGGAUCGAUUGAAAGUGGUUUGGAAGUACGCCUCAGCCGAAGACAGUGGUCUUGCCCCAGAACGAGAAAUCAAAGAACCUGCAAAGGGGGAACCAGUUCCGGAGAAUCCGCCCGCGGAUUGGCGUGGAGAAGAGAACACAGAGAGUCGUCCGGCAGACGGGCUAAACAGCGGUCGUCCUGGAGGCAUUGCCUUGACGGUCGGUGCGGCCAUCAGCCAGGGGGUUGCCACGUUGGGCAAGGACUUGGGUCUACGCAAAAGUCAACCGGACAGCGCAAAUCUCAGCCGCGCGUCUAGUGUCAAGGAAUCUUCGGUGCCACAGUCCUCUGUGCCAGAGUCGGUGACGGAUGCAGAUGUCAAAGACGCCGAGUCGGAUGACGAGGGUGUACAACCCCGUGGUCCAUCUGGAGAGGAUCGUCUUGAUGUUGAUUCUGUUGAUGAAGGCACAGGAAGUAAGGAGACAGCCCACGAUGCAACAACAGUGAAGACCUCAGAAAAUGACACGACGAAGUGAUGUUUAGACACCAGUACACGAUGUGGAUGAAUAAAUGCAUAUAUAUACCAUUCUGACUGGGAGCCUGUUUAUAAGCCACCUAAUCUGCAUG